AUGGAUUGUCUUAGCCAUAUUGUAACGCUUUUCAUUUAUCAUUCAAAUUUAUCUCAAUAUCUAUUUCAAGGUGUAUGUUAUCGUGGUAUGAGAAUACUACGACAUAAUUUAAAUCAAUAUCAACUGGAUCAACAUAUAGUAAAUCGUUCAUUUUUAUCAACAUCUAUUGAUCGUCAAGUAACUGAAAUGUUUACUGAUGAAGAUUAA
Molecule: messenger RNA, 207 nt
Organism: Rotaria sp. Silwood2
Lineage: Eukaryota; Metazoa; Rotifera; Eurotatoria; Philodinida; Philodinidae
Source: the annotation of a GenBank genome assembly